This is a messenger RNA of Aspergillus pseudonomiae, 1053 nucleotides long. RefSeq lists its product as uncharacterized. NCBI's taxonomy places the organism in Eukaryota, Fungi, Ascomycota, Eurotiomycetes, Eurotiales, Aspergillaceae. Bases 1 to 1053 code for a protein of 350 amino acids. The transcript has 2 exons. The record is from RefSeq and is a predicted model, not a curated record.
AUGGUGCAUCUGACCCCGCUCAUCUUCUUGAGCCUCGCCAUGGCCGCCGUGGUGGGUGUUUGGGGUGUCUUUACCUGGAAUGGAGGUUUUGACGAGAUGGACGGCAUCGUGGCUAGCCAUCCAUCGACAGGGAUUCUCGGGCUGCAACACUGCCCCGAUCUAGAUCGUGGCCUCAUGUCGAUGGUUGCGUUCAAUCUCCCUGUCGUUGGCCGCAAUCCCAUCUUCCCCGCUGGGCGCCGGUUUAUGGUGCAGUUUCUCGCCAAUGUGGCUGUCAUCCCCGUUAUCCUGAAUACGGAGGGGGCCCGAGCGGAACCAGGCAGCUUGGCACGGUAUUCUACCGCGUGGGGGCUGUUCUCGCAGAUGGCCACCUCGGCGGUGAUGUGUCCGCUGUAUGGCUUCUGGUUUGUGCGACAGUCCAGUGCGAAGAAGCAAACGGAGGGUUGCACUCUUCGCCCUCUUCCACCCAACAAGUGGGUGGUACCCUCCAGCGUACUCAUUGGCUAUGGGAUUCCGGCCUUGCUGUCGUUCGACCCAUUCCAGUGGGGCCUCGACCUGCACAUCCGGGGGAUCCUGGCUUUUACGCUAUAUCCUCUGUGCAUCUCUCUGACAGCACGCCUGAUGAGGAACGUGAGCAAGGAGUGGGGCAGAUCCUUGAGCCCCGAGUGGAACUCGACCAUCGGGUAUGUCGCGGUGGGGGUCGUGGGCAUGGUCAGUCAUCUGUGGUAUCUCGGGACGGGCCUUACAGGAUCUUCACUUUGGGGUAACGCUGUCAGUUCCGUGGCGGGACCCGCCGAGGUCGGGAGAGCCGCUCAGCUCGUGCUCUUAUUCCUACAGAUCGACUAUGUGAUUACCUUUGCAGCCAUGUUGCUCCUGGCCUGGCACGAACUGACCCGGCAUCAGCUUGUGCGGUCGUGGCGGGCGGCGGGCACAUUGGCAGUUGGGUGGCUAUUCCUCGGGCCAGGGGCAACGCUCGCGGCGGCGUGGGCUCUGCGUGAACAGUGGCUUUCUAGGCCACGGGGCUUUCGAGGAGAGAUUACGCAGAAGCCGAAAUAA